AUCUUGAUGAACCGGCCAUCGCCAGCGCGGCAACGAUUCACCCCAUUGCCCGACCGAACGGGCCCGACUCAGCGAUUGACUUGCUAAAGUCAAUCGCCCUUCAAUGGCGCCAACAUGAGACCCUUACUGCCGAAUUGGGGGUCGGCCGCGCGCAGUGCCAGUUUCUCGGUUUCCUCGACCACCUCCCGGCCCCGUCCCAGCCAGCGACAUUUCCACCCGACCCCGGCCGCUUGGAUCCCGCGCCGUCGGAACUUCUUCACCUCCAACGUCUUUCUGCAGCAAGAUGGAAGCGAACCGGCCACACGCUCCGUGGCCCCCCGGAUCGCAGACGACACCAUCACGGCGAGCCAGGCCUCCCAGAAGAGGCGCAAGCUUCCGUUGAAGAACUCGCUGCACCGGGUUGCUAUCGUUGCCCAGAAGGGCGUGCCGGCAAAGCAGCCUCCGCCCGCCACCGACACAAAAAAAUCCGGGGCCGAGGGAAGCUCCACCAUCAGCGCGGUAUGCGUAGCCGAGUCCUUCGACAUGGACAAAGUCGAGGACAUCCUCAAGAACCACGGCUUCUCGCUCGACCCGGACGGUAGCGGCUUCGAUGCCCACGAGGUCGUGCACGCGCGGGGUUUCAACACGGGCGACAUCUUCGUCUUCCCCUCCGGUACCGUCGUGACCUGGGGCCUCCCGCCAGACGUGGUCACCACCCUGGCAACCAAGCAUCUCCUCCCCGCCGCCGAGAUGCCGUUCGUUGAGGACAGGGAAGAGGAGGACCUCGAGUUCGUCAUCGACCCGGAGCAGGAGCAGAGCCGGGUGAGCGGCGACGUGGUCGUGCUGGGAACCCGUCGCGAGGUCGAAGCCGGCGACCGACUCGAAACGACCCUCGCCAAGAUCGCCUUCUCCUCCGGCCUCGCCCGCAGCACCAAGCUCGCCGUGCUCGAGAGCUCGCUGACCCGCUACCUCGAGAGCACCCGCCACAUCCCCGAGCGGCUCUCGCAAGGCCUCGACGCGCCCCUCUCGCGGGGCAUGAUCCUCCAGAAAGCCGGCGAGCUGCUCAACCUCCGCAGCCAGCUGAACCACUACAACGACCUGACCGACGCGCUCCCAGACAUCUUCUGGGACACCGAAGAGAAGCUGGAGACGUACUACGCCAAGAUCGGCAAGGCGCUUGACGUGGGCGUGCGCAUCAAGACGCUCAACGACAAGAUGACGUACGCCCAGGAGGUCGUCGGCGUCGCCCAGGGCGUGCUCGACAUCAGCGAGAAGAUGUCGAGUGAGGCCCACAGCACCCGUCUCGAGUGGAUCAUCAUCAUCCUCAUCGCCAUCGAGGUCGUCUUUGAGCUGCGCCGCCUGUACAUGGAGCGCUACGACGUCUUCCACGACGAGCUGCUGGCUGAACUGAGGGCUCUCAGGGCGGAUUUGCAAAAGCAGGAGACAACAACCGAGCAGAGGACACAGGCCGACUCGAACUGAAAAAAUAUCUCGGCAUGGCUGGCCGAAAGCCAUGUGAAUAUGAUGAUACCCAACUCAGAUUUUACUUGCUCUGCCAGAAUUACU
Messenger RNA from Thermothelomyces thermophilus ATCC 42464, 1545 nucleotides. RefSeq lists its product as uncharacterized. Gene Ontology annotation, biological process: positive regulation of mitochondrial translation. The record is from RefSeq and is a predicted model, not a curated record. The transcript has a single exon. Lineage: Eukaryota; Fungi; Ascomycota; Sordariomycetes; Sordariales; Chaetomiaceae. Bases 115 to 1461 code for a protein of 448 amino acids.